UCCUCGACAAGUUUUCCAUUUCAUUUCUCGUCGUAUAACCAGUGCUGGUUCAUUCACUUCCAUCCAUCUCAUCGCUGAAUGACCUCUAAUUUCUUCGCCAUUAAUCUUCCAGAUUUCAGUCAAACCACCACGCCUUUUCUGACAUCCGUGGGAAACAUUGGUAAUAGCCAUGGAAAACACUCAAAGUUCCCCAUUUGGCCGACCUUCUCAAGUCUUCCAUGGCAUCCGCUUUCUUCUUCUUGGUUUCGAUCCACUCAAAAAGCCUGAGGUUUUACGGAAGCUUGUUAAUGGCGGUGGGGUUGAUGCUAGUCAAUAUGGUCCUAAUUGCACUCAUGUUAUUGUCGAUAAGCUUACCUAUGAUGAUCCCAUAUGUGUUGCUGCUAGGCGAGAUGGAAAGAUAUUAGUCUCUGGCUUAUGGGUUGAUCAUAGUUUUGACGUGGGAGUACCUGUGGAUACAACCUCGGUAAUGUACAAACCAGUGAGAGACUUGAAUGGCAUUACAGGUGCAAAGUCAUUGGUUAUAUGUUUAACAGGAUAUCAGCGCGAAGAUCGGGAGGACAUUAUGACCAUGGUUGAACUGAUGGGUGCACAUUUUUCAAAACCACUGAUAGCAAACAGGGUUACUCAUCUUAUAUGCUACAAAUUUGAAGGGGAGAAGUAUUUGCUUGCAAAGAAAAUGAAGAGAAUAAAGCUUAUCAACCACCGAUGGUUAGAAGAUUGUUUAAAGGCCUGGGAGAUUAUCUCUGAAGCAGAUUAUUGUAAGAGUGGUUAUGAGUUGGAGAUGGAGGCAGAAGCCAAAGAUUCUGAAGAGGAAGCAGAAGGCUUUGCUACAAGGCACCAUGAGGGGAAAAUGGCAAGUCCCCAUCAUUCUCUGAUGUUAAAGCAGGAAGUAACAAGAAGCCAAUCAAAUACUAGCGCGUCUAAAAGGCUUGGUAAUGCUGCAGACAUGGUGUCAAUGACUAUGAAAAGCACAUCUGAUCAAUUCCCUAAUGCCCGUGAGAUAAAAAGUAACCAUCCGCUUGUGCUUGGGUUCUCUAACACUGAGAAUGUGAUUGGUGUUACUGGUGAGCCAUCUAAAGUAUUCGAAGGAACUGCCAGCGGUUCAGCAGCACAAAACGAAACAGAUGCUGCUUCCAUAGCAGCCAACAAAUCUCCUUUGGAUGAAGCAGGAAAGGUAAUAUCUGCAAGUUAUUCUAGGAAAGUGCCGAGGAUGACCUCAGCAGAAAUAGACAUAACAAGCAAUAAGGGCAGUGCUAAAAAACUGGGUAAGCUUAAUCUCAGUGAAGCCUUCAAUACAUCUUCCUCUUUGGUAGAAAAAGUGAAUGAUGGGAGUGAGACUGUUUUGGCUGGUAUCAGGACUCCUUCCAAUGGUCCUGCUGUAUGCCUGGGAGGGGAGCAAUAUGGUUCAUCCACUGGUAAGAGGAAGAUGGAUGUUGCUUGUGGUAGUUCCAAACUACAAAGGAUGAGUCAGAAUGAUGGCACACCGAAUAGAGAAAGUACACAUGUGGAUAGUGCAUUUCAAGAGUUGAAAAAACAUUCCCAAGCUGAAAUGAGUAACCAUUUGUCAUCCGAGGCUGAUAUCCCUUAUUUGAAUGAUAGAGCUGCUGCCAGUCCUGCAGGGAUCCCACCCUCGAACAUUACCGGAAGGAAGUCCUCAAGUUCUAAGGGUAAAAGUGUAACAUGUGAUGUUCCUAUCUACAAAACGUCUGCGCCUGAGCUUGGGCAAGGUGAAAAUUUAGAUGAAGUGCGAAGACCACUAAAAGAAUCUAGUGAACCCAGCUCAGUAACAAAGUUUAACGACCGAGAUGCUGAUAUGGUACGACUUGAAUGUGCAAUGCCUGGAGCUCAAAAGCUAGAACAUGUGAUGCAACGCCUUGAGGAAUCAUCUCCUUCUGCAGUAAGGUCUGAUCUCGAGAAAUCUAGUACUCCGUACUUGGAGAUCAAUGAACUUGGUGCUGGAUCAAAUUCGAAACCAGUCAAAAGGAAGUCAGUUGGCAAGAAACUUUCUGCUCCUAAUCAGAAUCCAGGUACAAAGAAGACCGUGAAUCAGAAAGGCUCUAUUUAUUUGAAAAACAGCGAGCCAAAGAAUAAUGCAAAGACCUCUACCGUAGGUGUUCAGGGACUAGCUGAUAAUGAGAAUCUCCUUAAGUAUCAGAUGUUUGAGAGAGCUCCUCUAGCAGCCAAAUCAGGCCCAGAGAUGGGGAUGAAUGGUGACUUGCAAAUCCAGAACAUGUCUGGGAACAAGUCCUCAUACAUAGACGAUGAAACCGAGCCGCCAGAGGAUAAAGAGGAGGCAGGCAAAGAGAAGCACGAAGGUGUUGAACCAGAAAAAACUGUUGAUAUAGAUGAAAAAGCAAAAGAGGAUCUGCAUGAUAUAGAUGAAAAUAACGACAAAGAUGCAGACACAACUGAUUGUGAGAACGUAAUGCCCAUCAGGGACAAAGUUUUGGUGGAAAAAUCUGAUGAUACCAAGAAUCCUGUGAACGAUAAGACAUCUAAAGGGAGGAAGCUACCCCUGACUAAAAAAGCUAAGAAAAGAACUGCUCUGUCAGUGAAAGAGGUAACUGAUAGGAAGGCUGCAAAAAAGAAGGAACUUGCAAGUGACAAUGAUAAUGAGAAGGCAAAAGUUAGAGAAGAAGCGACUCCACUUCGAACUGUGAAAACCAAGAGAAAGGUAAAUGACUUGGAGAACUUUGUGGAAGUGGAGAGAGCCGAAGGUGGUCUUAAUGAUCCUGAGCACAUGAGUGAAGAAAAGCAUGACAAUGGAACUGAACAUGCGAAUUCACCAUCCAACAUGGAUGAUGUUCAGGCAGGGAAGCAUGCUGAUACAGAGAAUGUUGUGAACAAGAAGGCAGCUAAAAAAAAUAAAUGUCCUCCAAGUAAAACUAGGAAAGAUGUGGCUCUUUCUGUCAAAGAGGUAACUGAUUCAAAAGCUGUUAGCAAGAAGGGAAAACCAACUUCAAGUCGGACAGUUAAAACGUGUGAUAUGGAAGCACAAAAGGAGAAUAGGCUAAUUCCUGUUGAUCAAAGUACUUGUAUCAGUAACAGACAAGUUCUUAAAUCUGCUACAGAACUCCCUGAGAAGAUUAACCCCAAGCCUGAUCAGGCGAAGUCAGAUCCUAUGGCAGGGAGCCUGUCAAGAGCUGAACCUAUGUGGUUCAUAUUGAGUGGACAUAAGUUGCAAAGAAGGGAGUUUCAGCAGAUCAUUCGACGAUUGAAAGGAAGAGUAUGCAGAGUUUCUCACCAAUGGUCUUAUCAGGCAACUCAUUUCAUUGUCCCUGAUCCGAUGCGCAGAACAGAGAAGUUCUUUGCUGCUGCCGCAUCUGGAAGGUGGAUUCUGAAGACAGAUUACUUAUCAGCAAGUAACGAGGCAGGAAAAUUCUUAGCAGAGGAGCCAUACGAAUGGCACAGGAAUGGCCUAAGCGAAGAUGGUCAAAUUAACUUGGAGGCUCCCAGGAAGUGGAGGCUUUUGAAGGAAAAAACCGGCCAUGGUGCCUUCUAUGGAAUGCGUAUCAUCAUAUAUGGGGAAUGCAUUUCCCCUCCUUUGGACACCCUUAAGCGUGCGGUGAAGGCUGGAGAUGGGACCAUAUUGGCAACUUCCCCACCAUACACCCGCUUCUUAAACAGUGGUAUCGACUUUGCCAUUGUUAGUCCGGGAAUGCCACAUGUUGAUAUAUGGGUUCAAGAAUUCUUGAGACAUGAGAUACCAUGCAUCUCGGCUGAUUACUUGGUGGAAUAUGUAUGCAAACCUGGAUUUCCCCUGGAAAGACAUGUCCAAUAUGAUACAGAUGCUUGGGCUGAGAGAUCGUAUAACAAUCUAAAGAAUCGGUUAAGAGAAGAAAUGAAUGAAGCUAGAACUCCGGAAAGCAACGAUGUGGCAUGCGAGGUGUGUGGAUUGCGUGAUAGAGGUGAAGAAAUGCUGAUAUGUGGAAACGAGAGUGGUUCGAGUGGAUGUGGGGGUGGCACCCAUAUUGACUGCUGUGAUCCACCACUGGAAGAUGUUCCUGAGGAGGAUUGGUUUUGUCCAAGGUGUAGGAAGAGCAGUACAAGUAAUAAAAAGAAGAGUAGCAAAAGGAAAGGUAAGUGAGGCAUCCUGACCUUCAGACCUUCCUCUGUUGAUGACAUACACUUCCAGUUCCUUGUCCAUCUAGACAGAAUAGGAUAAGGCAAAACAAGUCAGCAAUGUUUGGUUAGAUGUAAUUAGACAUAACAAAAUAAGAUUAAAUGAUCAAGAAGUUGUUUAUA
Molecule: messenger RNA, 4245 nt
Organism: Cynara cardunculus var. scolymus (artichoke)
Lineage: Eukaryota; Viridiplantae; Streptophyta; Magnoliopsida; Asterales; Asteraceae
Product: BRCT domain-containing protein At4g02110
Exons: 10
Coding region: 170-4087 (1305 amino acids)
Source: RefSeq, a predicted model, not a curated record